UCUUAUGUAUGAAGUGGUUUCACCGAGAGGACGGAUCAUGGAUCAGACCCAGGAUAACAUGUCUGCCACAUGUGUACCCAGCAAGAGAAAAAUGCCAAAAUCAAAACUAAACCCCCAAACAUCAGAUGCCAUGAAAGAUUUGGGUAGAGAGGCUGAAGGUAGUGGACUAAAACCAUCCAAAUUUAAGAACGAGGGGACAAGCUCUCAGAAAAUAAAGAGGACUUACACCAGAAAAAAGUACCAUGAUCUCCAGCCUGUUAUUAUGAGACCCACGGAGGAUUCAGACCAUGGGUCAUCUUGCAGUUCAGUUAUAACAUCUACUCUGGUCAAUGGUUCGGAAAGCCAGUAUAUGCACACUGACCACACCAGCAGAGUGAUGGAAAAAGCCGGUGGAUCCAGUUCGGACAAGUUAAUAGAGACAGAUUUUAAGAUGAAGAAGAAGCACAAGAUGGAGGAAACUGAUCAGCCCUCUUUAAAAAAGUACAUUGAGGAAGUAAAACAAACAGUACCUGUUAUAGUUCCUGUUGCUCAGUUCACUCAGAGAAAUCAGAUAAUGGACAGCACACAGGAGCAGAAAUCAUCUCAGCACGCCAAGAAGGAGUCACCUGUUUAUCCACCAGGAAGUCAGGAGGAAAAAUGGCAGCUUCAGAUAUUGGCAAAGGGUAGAGUAAGCUGUCCAAAAUGCAAAAGUGUUGGAAGAAAGACAGUGGAUGGGUUAAAGAAACACUUGGAAACCUGCAAACUGAAUCCUUUUACAUGUCCACACUGUGGGAAACAAUUGAAAACUUCAACGGGAAUGAAGUACCACCUCAUGGCUGACCAUAACAACUUGCCCAUCCCAGAUACUGGGAAUGACCUAGUUGACCAAGCAGUGAAGGAGAAAUUACGAAAAGUAUUGAAGAGGAUGGGCAAAUUAAAAUGUUCAAAAGAGGGUUGCACUGGAAGUUUCACUAGUAUAAUGGGUUAUGUGUACCACAUGAAGAAAUGCGGCAAAGAGGCAUCAGAGCUGGAGAAGCUCUUAAUGAACUGCAAGCACUGUGGAAAAGCAUAUCGUUCCAGAGCGGGCCUGGAGUACCACCUCAAGAACGAACACAGUCCAAUGACACAAGAAAGUGAAGUAGAAGAGGUGAAGACACAGAAAGAGCCCAUCCCAGAGCGGACACAGAGCGGACGGGCCAAGCGCGUGUCGGCGCAGGUGGCCGUGUUCCACCUGAGGGAGAUCGCCAGUGAGGAGCUGCUGAAGGAAUGGCCCAAAAGGAAAGUGCAGCGAGACCUGGUACCAGACGACAGGAAGCUGAAGUAUUCUCGUCCAGGGUUGCCAGCCUUUAGCCAGGAGACUCUACGGAAGUGGAAGAAUGAAGUCAAACUGCAUAAAAAAGUGCAGUGUCCAAACAAGGGAUGUAAUUGCUUCUAUACCAGCGUAUCUGGCCUGAAGGCUCAUCUUGGGCUAUGUACCUUGGGAGAAUUUGAAACUGGGAAAUAUAAAUGCUUGAUAUGUAAGAAAGAAUUCAACUCUGAAAGUGGAGUCAAGUACCACAUUAAUUCCAUUCAUUCUCAGGAUUGGUUUGUCGUUCGAUCCAAGUCUAAGAGUUCAAAGCUAGAUAAACUUAAUAAAACUCUGCCAAAGGAAGAUUCCGUGAGGUGUCCAGACCUCAGUUUUCCCCAGGUACCCAGCACCUGGCAGGAUAGACAGACGUCAGCGGUGCCCAUGUCAAGUGGAACAGCAACCCCGGGAAGAGUGGAAACAAAGAGGAAGGAGGGGCAAAACAAACAGAAGGAGAAGGAAAGCAGACAGGAGAAAGACUGCUAUGAGUUCAGCGGCAGUGACAGUCCCAGCAGUAGCAGCAGUAGUGAGAGCUCCAGCAGCGAGUCAGAGGCCGAGGACUCAGCAACACACACACAUGACAAAUGGGCCCUCAGCAGGCCCCUUACAAAGCAAGUGGCUAGCCAGCAACCUGGGAGUGAUCCAUAAACCAGUCCUGCUUCUUUUCUGAAUAUGGGGUUACUCCAGUGUUCACCUCCAAAGAUUAAAGUAAUACAUUAUCAUUCACUUGUAUGUAAUGUAUAUUUGUAGAAUUUGCAGAAUUGUGCUUCCCUUUUUUAUUGACCAGAAGGACUGCAUAUAUUAAAAGGCCACAUGCAAACAAUGUAAAAUGUCUUUGAAAGUAAUAUCACAAUUUGACUUUAUUUAUUUCAUUUUAGGAAUAAAAUGUGAGCCAUGUAUAUGGAAUGUAGUAGAGCAUUUACGUUUAUUUUUCUGUAAGCUCAUGCUCAGUACCUGUAGUUUCACAGUGGACCUGUGUCCGACUUUAUUAAAGCAGUUGCAUGUAACAAU
Molecule: messenger RNA, 2335 nt
Organism: Labeo rohita (rohu)
Lineage: Eukaryota; Metazoa; Chordata; Actinopteri; Cypriniformes; Cyprinidae
Gene: znf512
Product: zinc finger protein 512
Exons: 16
Coding region: 5-1972 (655 amino acids)
Molecular function (GO): zinc ion binding
Source: RefSeq, a predicted model, not a curated record